Messenger RNA from Arachis ipaensis, 514 nucleotides. The record is from RefSeq and is a predicted model, not a curated record. Lineage: Eukaryota; Viridiplantae; Streptophyta; Magnoliopsida; Fabales; Fabaceae.
CAAGCAAGACUCCAGUGGCCGUCGCAGUCCAACUCGACCGCCGAGCAGCACUCCUGUCACCAAGCCAUCUCCUGCAGAAAGCAACUCCACAAUGUCUUCUUCGGAGCCAACAAGCAAUGAGGUGUCCAGUGAGCGGACGCCUGAAGUUGGGGGUGAAAUUGUUGAGUCCGCGGUACGUUCUUCAACGGACAGCGGCGUGCUUACCAAACCCCCGCCCCAUCCUAGAUCAAAGAAGAGGAAGGUUCAUUCAACUAAUGUGGGUGCAACUCUGGAAGCAACUCCAACAAAUCCAUCUCCAAGUACUGUGGAAACUGAUGAAGAGGAUAGCAAGGAUGAAGCUAAUGAAGGUAACAGAAAACCUUCUAGACCUAGAUCUUGGACUUGGGAACACUUUACAAGGGAUCCUAAGUCCAAGCCAUCACAUCCUAGGGCUAAAUGUAAUUGGUGUGGUGCAUCAUAUGCAUGUGACUCUCAUAGAAAUGGUAAUUGGCUGUUUGGUUUUUAUUUGUUUUAA